Messenger RNA from Monascus purpureus, 1320 nucleotides. The record is from the annotation of a GenBank genome assembly. Lineage: Eukaryota; Fungi; Ascomycota; Eurotiomycetes; Eurotiales; Aspergillaceae.
AUGGAUACCCGCGGACCUGAAGUCCUCGCUGGGACUUCUACUCCUCAGCAUGCAUUUGGCUACUUCCUGUCAUGCAUAGACUCGCCCUACGAGCCUGCUCCCGCACCUCCCCCAGGUCCCGCUCUCCUUGACGAUAAUGAGUCGAACAUGCUCGAUAAUUUCUUCACAACUUUAAACUCCAAUCACCUCGAUACUACUGAUUUUUGGAUGGGUGGCCACCAGAACAAAUCUAUGGGAACGGCAUUCAACUUUGAAUGGGCGGACGAGCUCCCUCCCACGUUUAAGGGAUCCACGACAUCGCUUUCACAACCGCUUCCUCGCCAUACACUGGAUGGUAAAAACAGCUUCGGCUUGCUGAACAGUGAUGAUGUGGUCGCAGCCACCUCUGUCAUUUACUCCAACGAUGGAGCACAUGGGGAUUUUGGUUCCUCCAUGGCCCAUCAACACUUUCUCGGGCCUGCCGUAUCUGGUGCUUACAAGUACUGCUCCGGCAAGCAGACUAAGAAUGCGCAACAAACGAGUCACGAUGCACCUAAGGAUUCUCGCAUGAGCGUUCCACGUGGCUUUCACGCACCAGAGAUGCUCUUUGAUGAGCACCGACCGAGUCUCGCAGACCAGCAGGCCAAGAAAAUAAGAACUCUUCAAUGGGGUUCCGAUAUAAGCUUCAUGAACCAGGUUUACGUGCCACCACCGGACAGCGGGGACGAAACGUCCCACCUGCUUGAAUACAUGCGGUGUUUGGAACCACAGGCGAGUGUUCCCAACACCCGACAACCCAGCCCUGAGAGGCCAAGCUCUCCCCGCGCCUCGCACUCCGCGUGGAAUAUAUCUAAUGACACUACUCGGAUCCACCGCUCACGAGUCGAAAACGAGAACCAAGAGGAUGAUGGGACCCAGCCGCGUAAGCGGCAAAAGCUUUCUCUAAAGCGUGAAGACGACGAAGACUCGGACACAAGUAGCCCGAGACCAAGAAGAAAAUCACAAAGCUCGAAUACCAUCAAGGCUAGGCGGGCUUCGAAUGAUGCGUCAUCCCGGAAAUCUAGGCAGUCGAACAGCGUAAAGCCUGCGCGGGAAAACCUGACGGAAGAACAGAAACGAACCAACCACAUUCUGUCGGAACAGAAACGACGCAAUCUCAUCAGGCAAGGCUUUGAUGAGCUGUGUUCGUUAGUACCCGGCUUAAAGGGUGGGGGGUUCAGCAAAAGUGCCAUGCUUAUUCAAACUGCCGACUGGUUAGAAGAGGUCUUACGUGGCAACGAGAUGCUCCGAGAACAGCUAGCUGAGAUGAAAACUAUGAACGGUCUGGUUAUGCCACGAUAA